Messenger RNA from Rhea pennata, 5745 nucleotides. RefSeq lists its product as uncharacterized. The coding region runs from base 21 to 827 and encodes 268 amino acids. The transcript has 6 exons. Lineage: Eukaryota; Metazoa; Chordata; Aves; Rheiformes; Rheidae. The record is from RefSeq and is a predicted model, not a curated record.
AUGACGGCGCCGCGCGGGCUAUGGCGCUGCCGCGGCUCCUCGGGCGGCCGCGCUCGGCCGUCGUCGGCGUGGUGCACGCGGCCGCGCUGCCAGGGACACCAAGAAGUUCUCUUCCACUGACCCAGAUCAUCGAUCAAGCUUGUCAAGAGGCAGAACAUUACAGGGAUGCUGGAGUUGAUGGCUUGAUCAUAGAAAACAUGCAUGAUCUUCCUUACACAGUUUGUCCUGGGCCUGAAAUAACAGCAGCAAUGACGGUCGUUAGUGCUGCAGUGAAACGAACCUGCCCCCGUCUCCCGCUGGGUGUCCAGAUUCUGUGCGCUGCAAAUCAACAGGCUAUAGCAGUUGCUCUUGCGGCAGGUCUUGAUUUCAUCCGAGUUGAAGGGUUUGUGUUUUCUCAUGUUGCCGACGAAGGGAUUAUAAAUGCCUGUGCAGGCAGCCUGCUACGAUACAGAAAACAAAUUGGAGCAGAGAACAUUCAGAUUUUUGCUGAUAUUAAAAAGAAACAUAGUGCUCACGCUCUGACGGCAGAUGUCAGUGUAGCCGAGACUGCGAGGGCGGCUGAGCUCUUUCUGGCUGAUGGGGUCAUAUUGACUGGAACAGCUACUGCGAUGCCCGCCGAUCCGAAAGAGCUGAAAGAGGUUAAACAUGCUGUGAAGAUUCCUGUGCUGAUUGGGUCUGGAGUGACGCUGGAGAAUGUGAGGACUUACUUGGAUGCAAAUGCCUUAAUAAUUGGUUCAUAUUUCAAGAAAGAAGGUUACUGGGCAAAUGGUGUUGAUCCUGACCGUGUGAAGAAAUUUAUGGAUCAUAUAAGAAAACUGAGAGAAUGAAUUUGUUAGCAAACAGUGUAUUUGUAAAAAUGGAGUUUGAAACAUUGUUCAGAAUUAAAACACAAAUAUGCGCUUAAAGGGGUAAUAAUGUUAAAUGAAAACACACAUCAUCUCCAUAGCUAGUUGGGAAACCAGAUGACACUUUAAAAUAAACUGAUGUUUGUUUCUAGGCAGUAUAUUUCUGUGGCACUCAAAUCUACAAAACCAAACUCUGAUGGCUUGUGUAAUAUAUUCCUUACUACAAGUAAAAUGCUUAUAGAGUUUAAGAAUUUGUAGUAGCUAUUCAUCACAGGAUGAGCUGAGUUCUCUUUCACAUGUGAGUACAAUAGGACACCCUAAGUUUACAGCUAACAGUAUUGUAAAUUGGACAAGUUAAUUAGCCUUUUGGUUUCCCCAUCUGUAAAAUGAUGAUAAUAGUACCUGCAUCACAGGGGGGUUGUAAGACAUAAUAAAUGAAUGAAUGUACAGCACUUUCAUCUCUUCAAAUGAAGGGCUCUAUUAAAGUUCAAGAUCAUUAUUUUUUCAUUAGAAUUGUGCAUUUAUUAGAAAAAUGUAGUAAUUGUAUACCAUACAGAAAUUUAAGAUAAUUGGGAAAUAGAUUUACUUAUUAGAGAAUAAAUGUAAAUAUUUAAUUACAUUUUAAGUAGAGUUGGAAUUCAGUCAAAAUGUUUUCACAAAAAUUUUCUUUUAAUAAAGGCUUAUUGCUAUUUUUCAGCAACCUCCCACAGCUUUGUUCCUCUCCAGACUAGUAUUAGGGAUGUUUAAAAACUCCUUCCUAUACAAACAGGUGUAGUUAUGAUGGAAGCCUUUCUACCAAAACUGACAGGUAAAUACAGAUUUUCAUUUUUCAUUUAAAAUCUGGGGAAAAAUAUGACAGUCUCACUGUGUGUAUUAUAAGAGAUUGCACCUCAGUUUGAUCUUAAAGCUCUAAGGGAGUCUAAAAAACAAACAAAAAAUAUCUGUUGUGUUGUGGAUAUAUAAAGUGUGGACAUGUAUUUUCAUUCCUUGGGACUGAGCUAAGUUUCAGGAUCCUCUGGGAUCCUUUUCUUUUUCCUUGACAGCUAUGCAUCAGGCUUCUGCUGAUCCCAAUGAAAGGUACAUUGUACAUGUCAAAGCAAGUAUACAAGCACAUUUUUUUUGUGUCACCUAGCAGAGUGCCCAUCUUUCCCUGAACGAAAGAUACAGCCUCCUUCCAAAGACACAAGUAGAUUUUCCAGGAAAUUUAGUUUUGUUAACAGAGAAUUUCAGGCAGCAGUGUUUUGGAAUAAGUCUUCUUCUCAGGUGCUGUUUUUCUGGACCUGUCUGUCUCUUAUCUGGCUCCCAUUAGAAAUAGAUCUCUCUGGUGUGCGAGCCUCUUAGAAAACAGAUUCUUUAGACCCUGUGACAGCUUGGCAUUCUUCUACUUAUUUUGCUUUUCCUCCCAAGCAGGCUGACAGUGAAACAUAGAAAUAGAAAUCUUUUCAGGUGCCUGUUUGUUGUGGCUGGCACUACUUUUUCUAAGCCUAUAUUUAUACAGGCAUUUUAAUCUGCUGUGUGUUUGCACUUCUGUCAAACCGUGGUUCCAUCCCAGCCACUUGCCCCCACCUUUUCUCUUCUGACAGCACUUGUAUUUCCUCAUAGUGAUCAGGAAACGGAUGGUAGCUGAAAGCUAACCCAGCCUUGAAUGAGCCACAUGCAUAAAGAUAUUUAAAUCUUAUUUUUUCUGUUCCAUUUCCAGCUCUAACUUGAAGCUAUAUGUAUAGGCAGUACAGAAAUAUUUGAAGAUCUUGAAGACACUUUCUAAAUCUUUUUUUCCUUGCAUCCAUUCACCCUCUGUGUGUUUUGAUAUAUUUACCAGGUAAAGUGUUGAUCUGAUUUAUUCUCUAAGUUCUUAGCCUAAAUAAUGAGUUCCUUGUUAUGUCCUCUCUAUUGUGGAAAAAACUAGUGAAAUAAAAGAGAAUGAAUCUAGAUAUUACUAAUAUCAGUGUGUUUAAAUCUGUACAUAUUUUUCACCUUUGUGUAUUCAGGGCUAUUUUCAGGCCUUUCACAAGUUGCAUAUAUUUCCAUAGCUGAUUGCACAGAAGAUUUAAUGAUGAUUGUACAGGCACAUGUUAUCUAAGGGAAUUGUCACCAGGUUUGAAAGUUAUUUUCAGUAAACCUAUAAGCUAGAAAGACUGCUAUGUGAGCAAUGAGCACUAGUCAACACUAAAGCCAUAAGCAGAAUAAACAUUUUAAAGUAGUCAGUUGAAACCUAUAACCAAUAUACUGAUAAGGAUUGUUCAACAAUGAUAACUGUUUUUAAAGAAACUGAUUACAAUUUCCAGAAGUCACAUUUAUUGAUACAAAUGUGCGAAUGUAAGUGUUAUCAGCAUGUUUCUUGCAUGGAUUUAUACUCACACGUACCCUAAAAUCUCGGAAGUGACUAGGGCUCCAGUGGAUUUACAUCUGAAUAAAAGGGAUGGUAAGUGAAAACUACUUGAGUGCUAUAUAUAAAGGUAUAAUUGAAAUGUCAUACACAGUAGUCUUUGUAAGACAAAACCCUAGUGACUUGAUGUUGUGCUCAAAACAUGCAGCGAAUACUAUAGACAGCACUGGAAUUUUGCUAGUACUUCGUAUUAGCACACCACUGUAUAACACUUGCAGGAGGAACAGGAAGUAGAUUGAAUCUAUAUUGUUACAUAGAAACUGAACUGCAGAGUUUAGGGACUAAAAAUAAAGGAAAACUGAUUUUAAAGUCUGGGAAGGUGAUUGAUCGCCAACUCUUUAUCAUUCUUCGUGCGGAAAGUAUUUGUCUAGCAGCAUUAAGCAUCUGCUUGCUUGUUUCAUACAGAUGCUGUAAAUAGAAUUUGACCUUUUGUUCAGAAAGUGUUUGAAUAUUUAAUGUGAAAAUAUUACGUUAUCAGAAGGGCUGUCUCUUUUGGGAAGAGUGUUCCAUUUUUAUACAGCCUGAGAUCUUAAGAUACUUUGGAGCAUGAACAAGUUUAGAGCAGAACAAAGCAGGUAGUGUUAAUGUGGAGAAACUCUAGAAGUAAAUAACAGCUGUUCAAGAAGACUUAUAUUAAAUAUGUAUUAAUUAAGUUGAAGUGCAUCACUUAAAUACGUGAAGAGAUUAUCUUGUGUUAAUUUACAUUAAAACACACAGCAUUUGUUUGCUUCAUUACAGUACCCUCAGUGUAUCCUAAGCUAUCACCUCAUCCUACACUGAGCAUUUUGUUGGGUAUUGAGUGCUUUCGAUCUGCCCUUUUAAAAUGUCAGAUAGUGGCCUCCCUUUCUUGUUGAAUCUGUUCUUUAUCUCAUGUUUUGCUCUUAUGUAGUUACUAUACUUGUGUCCAUUCUGUGCUGAACAUAAACUUAAGAGAAGAAUAGAUUGUGAAAAUACAACAUCCAUUGCUCACAGCACAGUUCCCUAAUGUGCCCAACCUGUAUUUCAUGUGUAGUUCUCACUGGUAAUUUAUGAACAAACAGUAAGAAUUUAGAUAUCUAUUUACGUAGCCAAAUGAGUUCACACGAAGGCUCAGUACAACCUUUAAUACCGAAAAGAUACCUGGAAAAACGGGAUCUGUUUAGUGAAAUUAUAAAUAAGUAGUCAAUAAACUUAAUGAAAAUGAUAGUACUUUGUCAUUUAAGUGAAUAUGUAAAUCUUAAUAAACCCUCACUCAAUUCUUGAAACAUAAAUACUUUUAUCAUGCACUGGAAGUGGGCAACUUGAAGAGGUGCAGCCCAGAAAGUCAUGCUAACCUUGGCUCCCAGUUUUGGAUUUAUCUGUUAACAUUGGGCCUUCACCAUCUUAUAUCUGACUUCCAUGAAAAAGUUUUAGUUAGCCCAGAGCACUUUAGAUUUAACUGACUGGAGACUUGGAGAUAUUUUCCAGCUCUUGGGUCUAGAUAUAGGCCACCAGUCACUUUCCAACUCUUUACCAAAUCACUACCCCCUUUGCAAUGGAAAAUUACCCGUGGGCAAGGCAGGAGCAGUGAUGGGCUAUGUUAGAUCCCCCAUCUGCAGAGAGCAUCAGCCCUGCAGUUUGGACCAAAUUUUAGUGCAGUAGUAGCCUUAUUUUCUUUAGCAUCACUACUGACUUUUCCCUGUCCUGAUAGUACAGAUGAUUUUUUUCUGAACAAAUUUCAGUGCUGGAAAUACUUAAGCUUAUAAGAUUUACAGAUAAUUUUCGGAGAUGGUUUUCUUCCUUGUGCCACCUAGGCAGCUGAUCCAGCUUCUAAGCUGUUCUUUGUGGUACCAGCAUAUCAUGCCGUUAUUUUGUCUCUCCAGAUUCCCUGAUUACAAGCUGGAUUCCAGUUCUUACUUCCAGAAUCUACCCACAAACUCCUCACUGUGGGAAGACUGUAGAAUAUAAAGUGCUUGCAGGCAGGUCCUGGCAGAGCAGGAAAGGGGAAGGAAACCGAAAUAUUUUGGCAGUAAGAAAAUGUUGAAGUCCCUGACAAAUUGCUGCAUUACAUGACGUUCUUGAGAAAAGUGAAUGGGGAUGUUUUUCUUUCUUGACUGUAGUUUCAGGUUGUUUCAUCAGUUGAUUUCUAGGAUAUUGUUCCAAGAUUAUCUCUGCUGGUGUGAGUGUUUAGGAAGAUGUUUUUGCUAAAUGAAUGCUGAAGUUCUGUAGGAUAAUUGUGGCAAUAAAUGGUGAUUUCUGUAGCACUUGGAAUUCACAGCUCCUUGGUUUAGGAGCAGAUUUAGGCACAACAUACUGGUCUUCAAAAAGAACCAAUUAAAAGGUUUUCAUUCCAAAAUUUCUCUCACUUUCUGUAUCUUUGUCCCUGGUAUCCACACACUCACUAUUUACUGUACUAAAGCCAUAUCUGCCCUAUAAACUGGAGGCUCUUCAGAGAAAGAAUUGUUUUCAGCUUGUAUUUAAUGUUAUAAGCAUGAUGUCCUGGAACUGACAUAAUAAAGAACUUUUGGAACAUAGAAUUGGAGCUUAGGAACAAAA